Messenger RNA from Amoebophrya sp. A120, 4404 nucleotides. NCBI's taxonomy places the organism in Eukaryota, Dinophyceae, Syndiniales, Amoebophryaceae. The record is from the annotation of a GenBank genome assembly.
AGGCCUGUAGCGAAGUAAUGUAAGAAAAACAACGGGUGGAGCCAGUUGCUUUUUGACGUUUUGUGCAUAUAAUUCUCGACGCCUGUCUAAUGAAAUAUUAUGUCGCCAGCAUGUGUAUUAAGUGAGUAAGAAAGUCAAAGUAUCUUGAUGGUCGUUGCCAAGUCCGCGGGGCCUUCAUCGCCCGAGAUGAGUAUAGCGGAGCGCAUUUCCUCGUGCUCGAGCUCGUCCACCGGUGAGCCUCCGGGCCUACCGCGAGAGGAACGCACCGCGAGCGGUGUGAUUGUAGAGAGUGCGACACAGCUUCCCCCAGAUCCAGUCCGGAGUAGAAGCGGUAGCAAGUCGCGUCACUCGCUCGCCGCGAUGCUGGCGCCACAGCAACACUCUUCCAGGUAAGUAAGUAUGCGGUUCCCGUAUCCAUCUGGCUUUCUGUGACUACUUUUAUUUUUCGGGGAAUGCGAUUGCGAUCCUUCAUCCUUGCAUUUGGAUCUGCUUUCUUUGUAUCCGAGCUUGUUCGGGAAAUGAAAAAAUGCUCGUGCCUCGUGCUUGUCUGUCUUCUUCUUCACCCAAGAUCAAGAACAAAACUUGCAACCAUUGUAGGGCAGGACCCGUUUCUGAAACGCAGUACGUUGGGAGUGGAUGUCGAAAAUGCGGGCUUGCCAUUGCCACCGGGGUGCCCUUCAUAAUCGAAAGCCUCUCCGGGGAUCGCUACCACCAGGAGUGCUUUCUCUGCAUUGCUUGCGGGAAGCAGGUAGUCCAAAUCCAAAAAGCUUAGCACAACUGUUGACUAGCGCUCUUGGAAAUGAAUGCGUAGUUUGAACGUAAUAUUUCUCUUUCUACUGGACAAGUUCUUCUUGUAAACAAAGUUAAUGCCACCUGCUUCAUCUCGUCUCACGUCGAGCAUAUGCAUAUCGAUAUGUAUCAGGUUGACGGAGUGGAGUACAAGCCAACGCCUGAGGGCCCGCAGUGCCUCGAGUGCGCGCUUCCCCAGUGCCACCAGUGCAAAAAUCUGAUUCUUGGCACGGUGUGCAUCGCGAAAACGCCAGACAACGAGGAGCUGCACUUUCACACGCAGUGCCUGCGGUGCAUCAAGUGCGGACACGGGAUCCAGCACAAAUACAAAGCGGGCCCCGACGGGUUCCUCUGUCGCAGCUGUGCCAACCCGCACUGCGAGCGCUGCCGGAAGAUCAUCGACGGCGGGAGUCAGUACUUUUUGGACGCAGCCACGAAGGCCCCGACGUGCGCCGAUUGCCACCGUGCGCUAGUUGGAGCGCCGUCCUCCGCGGAGCUGCAGUAUCCGAGCGCGACCACGGAGGUGACAACGACCACCACGCGCAGCAGAACGCCGCUGGAUCAGAAUUUAUUUCCAAUGUCCUCGAGCAGCUCGUCCUCCUCGAGAGCGGGUCCCGGAUUUAUUUUCCCAUCGACGGGAAAAAGUGCCACUUCAACGACGACCACCAGGGCGGAGCGGCGCCCGGUCAGCACGGCCUACUACGCGGUUGUGGCUCCGCCGGAGAGCAACGUGGUUCUGUACGAUGAGGAUUUGAUUGAGCAAAAAGCGGAGGACGGAGUUGUUCCUAUUAGAGAGGCGGAACAACCCGCUGCUGCCCCCGUGUCCUCUACGACGUUCACCACAACGACAGUAGAACAUCAGAACCCCACUUCGCACGAGCCAGGGAGGCCGACGAGGCCUGUCAACAACAACAUCCCUGAUGCAGGAGAUGAAGCUAGUGGGUCCUAUCCAAGGUACGUGCUGGAGGAACAGAAACAGACGUUCACCUCGUCAAAUCCCGGGGCUCCGGACCGUGGCUUCGACAGCGCGCCUACCUUCGCGCCGCCGCUCUCAUCCGCAUCAACAGCCCGCGUGUACAACUAUCGCACUGUAGACGGCCCGCCGGCACAGAUACCGUUGCACCAGCCCCGGCCUAACGAUAUUAAUAGAGAUUUCAAUGGGGCGCCGUGCGGUCCUCGCGACCGAAGUGAAAUGCCGUCAAGUUCUUUCGCGCGGCACGACGAGCAAGUCGUCCAGCACGAAUUUGCUCCUCCUCUGUCCUCUAGACGGGGAUCAGUGGAACUAGUGGAAGUGCGCACGGUUCCACGCGCCACACAGCAGGUGGUCCGGCAGCAAGGUUGUGAAACCAUCACGACUGCGGAACCGCAGAGAGCAGUGACUGAAGAGGUGACACGGGUGCUCCCGAAAAGCAAUGCUCGGACCGGUGUUGAACCUCCACCGGUUCUCGUGAGGAGGGAAGAACAUUUCACGAGUUUGACUGCGAACGGACAGCCGCCGCGUGGUGCUAAUAUCGCAUCACCGCGGACAAGUGUUGGGACUGGCACUGCAGAGCGAGCCGUCUUUCUCCCGCCCAGCCGAGAGCCUGUAGUAUCCACUGCCCGCACGGCUCCUUCCCGUGGUCCACCCAGGGCAACGCCGGUGGAGUUCAGUUCUAGCACAACGACUACUUCUUACGGCGCCCCGCAGCUUCCGUCUCGGCACGAGCGCGGCACCGACUUCUACCCGGAAAAAAGUCGCCCAGCUGCAGCGGUUCCACCAGAGUACACCAGCACCACGACACGGGAAGUGCUUCUCGACACCACGCCCCGCCCGCGAGCAGUCGAUCAUCAGCCCGUCGUACGGACUUACCCGCCGUCGUCGUUCCCCAGCGGCCGCCCGCGAGGACCUGCGCAGGAGUACAACUUCUAUGCGCGUCCAGAAGUGGCUGUGGCGCAGCCCCAGCCCGGACCCGGGGUUCUGGGGACCGAGCAUACAACGGCCUCGUACCCGCCUCCGUCGAGGUCGUCUGCACCGCCCACCACAUACGCCUAUGCCCCAGAAACCGGAUUGCAUGCACACCAUGAAGAUGAUGGAGCAGCCUAUAAUAAUCGGGGAGACCUACUACGACCUGACGAACACUUGAUGUUCCCUGGAACGAGACGCAGUAGCAAAGAUACAGAUGAGCAGACCCGAUUCUACUAUCCGACGAAUCCGCUUCCGCACACAGUUGUGCACGAUCAGUCGGAAGCCUUCCCCUUUCAGGGAGAGGCACCACCAACGAGUUCCUACGGCGCUCCUGGGAAUCCGCCGCGGCAUGCACCGCCCGACUUCGCGCACUACAAUCAUUUCGAUACUGCGAGGACGGGUGAGCAGCUACCAUCGUAUCCGGUUCGCGCGGCGCCGCCGCCUCCUUCGGAAUCAUACCACUAUGGCCAGCACCAGCUCCCGGUGGAGCACUCCACCCGAGAAGUCGUAUACUACACCCCGCCACCGCCCCCAGAGCGAGCUAUUGUUCCAGACAACGGAAGAACAACUCAACACGCGUCCUAUCCGCCUGUGCCGCCGCAACAGCCGACGAGUGCUGCUCAUCCUCACCCGCCGCCAUCGAGCAGACAGCACAACUACAGCCAGGAAAUUUUUCACCACGCGCCGCCGGCGCCGCACUUUUACACGACGACGCACGUCCAGCACCAGCCGCAUCCGUACAACCCAGCACCCGGCGCAAUGCGCCCGGUAACGCGGACGCAAUCGUACGAGUAUUACCAACCGGCCCCGGAACAGCACGAGGACGAGGGUCCCGUGACGUUCUUUGCUCCAGAUGGGAGGCUUUUCCAGGAGGUGGAUCCCAGCAGCAUGCAUGCGCCCGGUCCUGCUCGCAGCAAAAGCCGUUCGAAGACGAAAAAGCGUCGGGAACAGGAGCGUGCCAGCAGCCGCUCCAGGUCUUCUUCAUCUUUGGGUUCUCCGACCAGGAGGUCGUCGUCGUCCCGCCGGCGCGGGCGGAGAAGAUACGGCUCGGGCCGAAGAGGCGGCGGAAAUCACCGCGGCGGUAGUAGUAGGCGCCGGCGUCGUGGGGACAAUCGCGACGGAGAAGAAUUAUUUGGAGAUCCCAGAAGUACUAGAGGGCACAAAUACAACGACCAAAAUUAUGAUCCGUAUUGCGACGACUGGGCGGACCAAGCAGGCAAUUCGCGCAAUCCGACGCCGCCGACGACUACAAGCACGCAGGCCAGCAGCGGGCCGCGAUGGAGCGGCAGGUUCAACGACGAAAACGUGUUUGACGCAGCAGCUUCAUCUCAGAUGAACAAGGAAAAUGUCCGCAAUCAUGCGGCUGAGGGCAAUUAUAGCAACAACUCUGGUGCAGCCGGCGCAUUCGGGUCGCAGGGCGCCCAAAAAGCGGCCUCGCCUGCGGACCUUCAGGAGCACGAAUUUCUGACGCGACUACAGAGCCAGAAAACUUCAAAUGCGCGGCUGCUCGGACCAUUUAUCGGUCCUCCUCCCCCCGGGGCGAGAAUCGUGCCCGCUUUUUGAAGAUGUUUCAAGCGUUCUUGUGUCCGAGCAUGCACUCCACCGAGUUUCUAUGAACCAAAUUUUGAAGCCGCGAAUUUCUGUACCUGCCAUACAGCAUAAAAAUCCAC